This is a messenger RNA of Ilex paraguariensis (yerba mate), 1842 nucleotides long. The record is from the annotation of a GenBank genome assembly. Lineage: Eukaryota; Viridiplantae; Streptophyta; Magnoliopsida; Aquifoliales; Aquifoliaceae.
CUUGUCUGAAAGUGAAAGAUGGGGUGUGGGGGGAGAGAGAGAGAGAGAUCAGAGUGAAAUGAAAUUACCUCCUUUUCUUGGACAAUCGAUCCUCACUCAGCAGUGUUUGUGUUCAAAUGUGCAAGUAAGUAGGUAAACACACAGGUCUACAUAUAUAAAUAUACAUUCGAAAGCAUAAGAGCGAGAGGAUGCAUUUAAGCGAGAACGAGGGGAUCGAAGGCAACAUCUUCGUGAUAACGGGAGGGUUGGGGUUUGUUGGCUCUGCUCUCUGCCUCGAGCUUGCGAGAAGAGGUGCGCGCCAGGUCAGAGCAUUCGACCUUCGAACUACGUCUCCUUGGUCCCAGGAUCUCCACAAAUAUGGCGUCCAAUUCAUCCAAGGGGAUGUCAUCCGCAGACAAGAUGUUGACAGAGCAUUACGUGGGGCAGACUGUGUUUUCCACCUUGCUUCAUAUGGCAUGUCUGGGAAAGAAAUGCUUCAAUAUGGUCGUGUCGAUGAUGUGAAUAUAAAUGGGACCUGCCAUGUCUUGGAAGCUUGUGUUGAGCUCACAAUCAAGAGACUUGUAUAUGUGAGUACAUACAAUGUUGUAUUUGGAGGAAAGGAGAUCGUGAAUGGAAAUGAAACCUUACCCUAUUUUCCUAUGGAUGACCAUGUUGAUCCAUAUGGCCGAAGCAAAUCUAUUGCUGAGCAGCUAGUUCUGAAGAGCAAUGGUCGUCCUUUCAAGAAGAAGAAUGGGAAAUGUCUCUACACCUGUGCAAUUCGGCCUGCUGCUAUAUAUGGACCAGGUGAGGAGAGGCACCUGCCUAGGAUUAUAUGCCUUGCCAAGCUAGGUCUGCUUCCAUUCAAAAUUGGGGAUGCAAGUGUGAAAUCGGACUGGGUUUAUGUGGAUAACCUUAUAUUGGCUCUAUUAUUGGCUAGUAUGGGACUUUUGGAUGACAUUCCUGGGAAAGAAGGGCGGCCAGUGGCUGCUGGACAACCAUACUUCAUAUCGGAUGGGUCUCCGAUCAACAAUUUUGAAUUUAUCCGCCCGCUUCUCAGAAGCCUGGGAUAUGACCUGCCAAAGGCGUCACUUGCUGUCCCUCAUGCCCUUCUUCUGGGAAAUUUUUUCUGGGCUUUCUAUACUAUCAUGUAUCCUUGGUUGAGCCAACGAUGGCUUCCUCAGCCACUGAUACUUCCUGCUGAAGUAUACAAGGUUGGUGUUACCCAUUACUUCUCUUUUGUAAAAGCAAAUCAGGAGCUUGGCUACAUCCCAAUGGUGAGCCCUCGAGAGGGCAUGGCUGCAACUAUCUCAUACUGGCAGGAGAGGAAAAGGAGAACUUUGGAUGGGCCUACGAUAUAUGCCUGGAUAUUUUGUGUGAUGGGAAUGGCUUCGCUAUUCUCUGCUGCAUACUUGCCUGAUUUUGGACCAGUGUCACCAUUGAGAGCCAUUGGGCUUUUUUUCUUCCGCUCCAUCUGGGGUUUAAGGGUGGUUUUCCUUUUAUCUACUGCAGCACAUCUUGGUGAGGCUAUAUAUGCAUGGCAACUUGCAAGGAGAGUGGAUCCGGUAAAUGCAAGGGGCUGGUUCUGGCAGACUUUUGCACUCGGGAUGUUUUCAUUGCGCUUUCUGUUGAAGAGGGGCAGGAAAUAAGCUUUAUUCAAUGUAUUUUGCAGUAUGGCAACUCUAAUAGCACUUUCGAGAAGAACAAAAGUGGGAUGAAUGAUAGACGAGAUGGAUGUUUAAUUUUAGAAAUGUGGCUAUUUGCAAGCAGCCAGACUGACAUGUCACACAGAGCACAAAUGCCUUCCAGGCUAGCCCAAAGACAUUUACAGGAGCUUAAUUGCCAGUUCCCCAUGCCUUCAGGCAG